AUGAAGUUUAAUGAAGUUGAUUCCUGUACUUUUCACAGAGAAAAAGAAAAAGCUGUUGUUUACUGGAACAUCUCAAUGGAUGUGAAACAGGAGAGCUGUGACAUGGACACAAAUAUCAUGGAGAAAACUGUAAAUAUUAAGGAGGAGGACCGUCAGUGGGAGUCCAUCUACCUUAAACAGGAAAGUCUGAGCAUCAAGGAGGAGAUCAGUGAACUGCAGUCAGUGGGCAUUAAAGAAGAACCUGAAGAGAAGUCUGUCAGUAUUGAGACACAUAACCAUACAAAUCUGGACAGUGUAAAAGAAGACAACCUUCAUGAUGGGUGUCAAGAUGGAGUGGUGACCAGUCUGAAGUGCCACAUUAGAGUUCACACUGGAGAGAAGUCAUAUUGCUGUAAUGAAUGUGGAAAACAGUUUUCACAUAUUAACAGUCUGAAGUACCACAUAAGAGUUCACACUGGAGAGAAGCCACAUUGCUGUAAUGAAUGUGGUAAACAGUUUUCACAUAUAAACAGUCUGAAGGACCACACUAGAGUUCACACUGGAGAGAAACCAUAUUGCUGUAAUGAAUGUGGUAAACAGUUUUCACAUAUAAACAGUCUGAAGUGCCACACUAGAGUUCACACUGGAGAGAAGCCAUAUUGCUGUAAUGAAUGUGGUAAACAGUUUUCACAUAUAAAGAGUCUGAAGUACCACACAAGAGUUCACACUGGAGAGAAGCCAUAUUGCUGUAAUGAAUGUGGCAAACAGUUCACACAAAUGAGCGAUCUUCAGAGCCACACUAGAAUUCACACUGGAGAGAAGCUGUAUUGCUGUAAUGAAUGUGGCAAACAGUUUACACAAAUGGGCAAUCUUCAGACACACACUAGAGUUCACACUGGAGAGAAGCCGUAUUGCUGUAAUGAAUGUGGCAAACAGUUUUCACAGAUGGGCCAACUUCAGAGACACACUAGAGUUCACAACAGAAUUAGAACAGUAACAGUUCAAAAAUCAGUCCAGAAAAACUAGAACCCUUCACGACUCUAGAGUGAGGU
Molecule: messenger RNA, 1031 nt
Organism: Erpetoichthys calabaricus (reedfish)
Lineage: Eukaryota; Metazoa; Chordata; Cladistia; Polypteriformes; Polypteridae
Product: zinc finger protein 239-like
Exons: 3
Coding region: 1-1005 (334 amino acids)
Source: RefSeq, a predicted model, not a curated record